AUCAGGAGCAUGCGGAGAGUGAGCCGGCCCUCCUGUGAGGAUGGUCCGCUGCUGGAGGAGCAGGAGACGGAGGGCCAGCGGCAGCUGCACAGCCUGCUGCUGCAGCAGCUGCACACCGACGUCCAGAUCGAGCGAUGUGUCGCCAAGAAGCAGUGCUUCGCCCCGGCGGCGCUCUACAGGCCGUUCGGAGAGCAGGCGGCGGGAGUCAGGAGCCUCUUGCAGUUCCAGGCUCUGCAGGACGGCGAGAAGGAGCUGGUCCGGCUGAGGGAGCUGGGCCUCACCGAGCCGGAGAUCCAGCUGUGGCUGAGCCGAGACGAGCCGGACGACGCACGCAAGAGUCACGGCGUCCGCGCAGCUCCCGGCGCCAGGGAGCAGCGUCUGCAGGUGAUCAGGGACAAGAUGGACGCCAGGGCGGAGCUCCUGGCCCGGCCGCAGCGCUUCGCCGCCAGCCGCCCGCUGUCCCGCCGCGAGAUGGAGAUCGAGCAGGCGCUGUUCCAGGGCAGCGACCGCCGCGGCUUCCUCACGGCGCUCUACCAUCGAGAUGAAGAAAGCCCUGAGAGCCAGCAGGGGGCGCCACCCUCUGACCCCAUGGGCCACAUCUACAGAGACGUCCUCAGCAGGGAGCAGCCGGGACGACCAGCAGCAGCAGGGAGCCUGCCAGAGGACGCCGCAUCCGACCAAUCACAGGGCUCAGAGAGGGACGGCAGCCAAUCAGAGGACGCGACGGACACGCCCCGGCCGGAGCGGGGCGGAGCUCCAACAGACGCCAGCCAGCCGAUGGGCGGAGCACCGAUAGACGCCAGCCGGCCGAUCGGCGGAGCCCCGAUAGACGCCAGCCGGCCGAUCGGCAGCCUGCGCCCGGUGGGAGCGGCGGCGAGGGCGGGGCCUGGCGGGCCGCUCACGGUCCGGGGUCGCGUCGAGACUCUCACAGACGAGGAAAUCCUGCAGAACCGGGCGACGGAGGACGAGAUCCGGAACGUCCCGCGCUUCAGGAACUACCAGCCAGGAGAACCCUCCAAGGUGCUCUGUGUGAAGAACCUGAGUGCGCAGGCGUCCGUGGCCCAGCUGGUGGCGCUGUUCUCCCGGUUCCAGCAGCAGGGCGGCGCCCCGGUGCUGUACCGCCUGCUGACCGGCAGGAUGAAGGGUCAGGCCUUCGUCACGCUGCCAGACGCCCAGACGGCCCACGAUGCUUUGCGGCUGGUCCACGGGUACCGGUUGCUGGGGAAGCCGCUGGUGGUGGAGUUUGGCCGCGAACGGCAUGAAGUGGAGAAACGGAAGGAGACGGAGGUCCAGGAGGAGACGCAGUGAGCGGGAGCCCUGCUCCCGCACAGCCAGGAGAGCCUGGUUCGAUUCCACUGUGCUGUAUGAGCAGUUUUCCUGCCACUGUAGUCACCACGGUGUGUGUGUGUGUGUGUGUGUGUGUGUGUGUGUGUGUGUAUGUACUCCUUGUAAAUAAUGAAAUCUGCAUAUAAAGUUAUUUUUAUAAAAUAAACCGUCAUUUG
Molecule: messenger RNA, 1502 nt
Organism: Salarias fasciatus (jewelled blenny)
Lineage: Eukaryota; Metazoa; Chordata; Actinopteri; Blenniiformes; Blenniidae
Gene: rbm41
Product: RNA binding motif protein 41
Exons: 7
Coding region: 10-1308 (432 amino acids)
Biological process (GO): mRNA splicing, via spliceosome
Cellular component (GO): U12-type spliceosomal complex
Molecular function (GO): U12 snRNA binding; pre-mRNA intronic binding
Source: RefSeq, a predicted model, not a curated record